Molecule: messenger RNA, 663 nt
Organism: Rubroshorea leprosula
Lineage: Eukaryota; Viridiplantae; Streptophyta; Magnoliopsida; Malvales; Dipterocarpaceae
Source: the annotation of a GenBank genome assembly
ACCUUUUCUUUUUGCUAACCCCUUCCGAAGCCUCUUUUACGCUGCGCUUAUCCCUCUCUUCGUUAACCCACAAAAGUCAUCAACUUUCUUUCCCAUUUUCUCAUGAUCCAAACAUUAAGAAAGUCACAGCAAAUUAAACAAGUUCUCUCCAUUUUUUAGAUCAUUUCUCCCAUUUUCCUUGUUUCUCAAGUACCUUUAAAUCCAGAAAAAGCUGCAUAGAAACUUGUACAGUUAUAAACCACCUCUAAACUCCAAUCCUGGGUCAUGUCCGCCCCUCUGGACCAACUGCCACCGCCUACGGUGGUGACUCAACAAGCCUACACGACGCACACGGGUCACGGCUCAGUCGGGCCGGUCAUAGCGGUUCUUGCGGUGAUCACCAUCUUGGGAGUCAUCGCCGGCAUGAUAGGAAGACUCUGUUCGGGUCGGCCCAUCAUGGGUCGUGGGCACUACGAUUUCGAAGGGUGGGUGGAGAGGAAAUGCUCCUCCUGCCUCGAUGGUAGGGUAGGCCCGCCUCCGCAACUACGAACCGAGGACAUUCCGGUGGCCGUGCCGGUGCAGGAAGCCCCACAACCGGAGAUAAAGGAUGAAGAACAGGGGCAAGCUCAGCAAAAACACCAUGGGAACCAUGAAUCUUGAAAUGGGUUUUCAGAAUUUCUUUAC